This is a messenger RNA of Apus apus (common swift), 2225 nucleotides long. RefSeq names its product sphingomyelin phosphodiesterase 5-like. Lineage: Eukaryota; Metazoa; Chordata; Aves; Apodiformes; Apodidae. The record is from RefSeq and is a predicted model, not a curated record. Gene Ontology annotation, molecular function: sphingomyelin phosphodiesterase activity. Gene Ontology annotation, biological process: sphingomyelin metabolic process. The coding region runs from base 1 to 1938 and encodes 645 amino acids. Gene Ontology annotation, cellular component: cytoplasm; extracellular region. The transcript has 8 exons.
AUGGCCCCAGUGGACAGCGCUGUCCCCCUCUGGCAACGGGUGGGCAGGACAGCCGGGCUGUCUGGCAGCGUGGGGCAGCCGAGACAGGCAGGAGUCAGGCAGGAGUCACGCGGGGUCAGGCAGCACCGCGUCCAGGUGAUGGGGCGGGCGGGGGCGGGGGGUCUGAGGUGUCCAGCCGAGGAGCCAGUUCCCGGCCCGCGGGGCGGCCGCGGGGCACGGAGGUGCCGGGAACCCGUCGGGCCGGGCCGGCCGGUCCUGGCGUUACCACGGCUCAGUCGUGUGCCACGCGGGCAGCCGGCAGGACUCCGGGAACGGGGGACAGCAGCCUCUGACCGCCCCAGCCCACGGGCAGGUCACACCAGGCAGGAGCAGGGGGAUGUUGUGGUGCCUCUCACCCCCCAGCCCAACCCCCCAGAACCCCCAGAUCCCCUGUCCAUGCUGCGGGAGUCUCCCUUCCCCAGUCAGGUGCUGGUGGCCCUGGACUAUUUGGCUCAGGGGCUGCUGGCCCCCAGCUUCUGGGCUGUGAACAGCCUCCUGGACCUGCAGCAGACGACGGAGGAGCGGCGGCAGCAGCGGAUGCGGUGCAGCCAUUGCUGCAGUUGUGCCCGUCGAGCACUGGCUGGGCUGGUGUACGUUGCGGUGCUGCUGCUGAUGCUGCCGCUGACCGUGCCGGGGCUGCUGCUCUGGCUGCCCGUGCAGGCGGCACGGCGGCCCUUCGCCUACCAGCACACGGUGGGCCCGGCGCCGGCUGAGCCGUGGGACCUGCGGCAGCGCCGCACCUUCACCAUCCUCAGCGCCAACGUGUGCCUGCUGCCCAGCGGCCUGGCCAAGUUCAGCAACCUGGGCCGGACGAGCCAGCGUGCCGCCUACCUGGCCCGGCACCUCGCCCCGGCCUCGCCGGAGCCCGCCGGCACACGGGCUGGCCUGGUGCAGCCAUGGCAUAGCCAGGCCAACUGCUAUGGUGGGACACACAGCUCGUGGGCCAGCAGUGCCACCGUGGAGGUGCCGGUGGAGGCAGCUGAGCUGGUGCCGGAGCCACUGGUGUUGUCUGAGCAUUUCCCAGCAGAUGCUGACGUCAUCUGCCUGCAGGAGGUCUUUGAUGCCAGCGCUGCUGCCAUCCUGUGCCAGCGGCUGGGGGGCUCCUUCCCACACAUCAUCCAUGGAGUGGGGGGCCAGGGGCUGCAGGAGGGCUGCCUGAAGCUCUUAAACAGCGGGCUACUGCUGGCCAGCCGGUACCAGCCACUGGCCGCCCAGUACCAUGGUUUCCCCAACGGCGCCAGGGAGGAUGCCCUGGCUGCCAAGGGGCUGCUGACUGUCCAGGUGCUGCUGGGCUUGGUGCGGGGUCGGCGGGUCGUGGGCUACAUCAGCUGCACCCAUCUGCAGGCACCCGCAGCCGAUGGUGCCAUCCGGGAUGCGCAGCUGACGCUGGUGCUGCAGUGGCUGGGCCAGUUUCGGCGAGAGCAAGAGCAACCGGGGGACGUGGUGGCCUUUGAUGUCUUCUGCGGGGACCUCAACUUUGACAACUGCUCCCGAGGUGACAAGCUCAACCAGCGGCACCAGCUCUUCGAGGAGUACUGGGACCCGUGCCGCCAGGGGCCGGGGCAGGACGUCCCCUGGGCCAUAGGGACCCUCCUCAACUACAAGAAGAUCUAUGAGGAGCCUGUGUCCACCCCAGAGAAGAUGAAGAGGACACUCUCGCAGCCAGCAGGACGGCAACAGUUCCUGGCGGGCCCGAUCCUCUCCAAUGGUGACCCUGACCCGGCGGCCACCAGUGCGUGGCAGGGCCGGCGUGUGGAUUACAUCCUAUACCGGCCACCUCCCACGGCUGCGCUGCUGCGGACCGAGGUGGCUGGGUUCUCUGUCAUCACCCAGCUGGCCACCCGCUCUGAUCACCUGCCCGUGUCCCUGCGCCUCCAUGUGGCCCCCACGCCAUCCUGAGAGCCCAGCACUGGCACCAGGUGGGGGGGUCCAGCCCUGCAGGGAGGUCCUGGCACCCCUCGGGGAUGGCUCCUGGGGCCUGGGUGUGUUGGCUACACCACGCUGUGCCCCUGGGCCAUGGGGUUGCCAUGGUGAGUAGCUGUGCCCACCACCACAGCCCCUGGGUGCUGUGGGGGGUGGUCUGGCAGCGACCCGGCACUGGUCUGGCACUGGUCUGGCAUCCCUCUGGCAUGACUGGCACCAGCCGUGGCUUUAGCGACCAGAGCCAAAUAAAGGCCUUGAGCGUG